AGGUGCUGGUUUGCCAAGCUCCGCUCCAGCAGCGGCGAAGGAAGGCGAGGGAGCGGAGGGGAGGAACGCGGCACGCGGCGGCUGCAGCGGCUCGGGGCGGGCGGGCGAGCGGGCGAGUGAGGAGCGCGGCAGCGGGCGGCGGAGCCCCGGGGCGCCUGAGAGCCGCGGCCCCGGCGUGCAGUCCGCCCAGCGGGCUGGCGGGCCGGCGGCAUGGGGGAGCGUCCCGCUCGGCCCGAGCCCUAGCGGCGGCCGCGGCGGCCCGGCGCUGAGGCGAGAGGUGGCCGCCUGGCGGAGGAGGGGACCCGGGGCCGGCCCGGCUUCCAGAGCAUGUCGUGAUGGCUGCGGAGAAGACACUGCAGGAAUACGGGGUGCUGUGCAUUCAAGAAUACAGGAAAAGUAGCAAAGUGGAAUCAAGUGUGCGGAACAGCUUCAUGGGCCUGAAGGAUCACCUGGGGCAUGACCUUGGCCACCUUUAUAUGGAGAGCACUGACCCACAGAUAAGUGCAGCUGUGCCUUGGCCUAUGGCAGAGAAGCCAACAAUGGAUACAGUCAGUUCAGGGAAGGAAGAAAAAGAGGUGUCUGAAGAGAACGUGAGCUCUGGUGACUCUGAAGAAAGCACAAAUUCUGAUCAUGAGUCAGGACAACUGAGUAGCCUUUCAGUAGAGCCGUGCUUAUUAACCAAGGCUCACAGACAGUUAUGUCGGUCUCCCUGUUUAGAGCCCCACCUACUCAAACACAGUGACAUUUUGCAAGACUUUAAACCAGAUGGGUCCCAGACUCCAUCCAAGGAAGUAAAGAAACCCCCUGACGUAGUUCGAGAAUACCAAACAAAACUGGAGUUUGCACUGAAGUUAGGUUAUUCUGAAGAGCAGGUCCAACUUGUGUUGAACAAACUUGGUACUGAUGCUUUAAUCAAUGACAUAUUGGGAGAACUUGUCAAACUUGGAAAUAAAAGUGAAGCGGAUCAAACAGUUAGUACUAUAAACAGUGUCAUGAGGGAAGCAUCGUCUCUGGAAUCUCAGAGGUCUGAGUCUCCAAUGCAAGAGAUUGUAACAGAUGAUGGCGAAAAUCUGAGACCAGUGGUUAUUGAUGGCAGCAAUGUGGCAAUGAGCCAUGGAAACAAAGAAGUAUUCUCCUGCCGAGGAAUAAAAUUGGCAGUGGAUUGGUUUUUGGAAAGAGGCCACAAAGAUAUUACGGUUUUUGUUCCUGCUUGGAGAAAAGAGCAAUCCCGACCUGAUGCUCUCAUCACAGACCAGGAAAUCCUGCGGAAACUAGAGAAGGAAAAAAUCCUGGUGUUUACACCUUCCCGGCGCGUCCAGGGCAGACGGGUGGUGUGUUAUGAUGACCGGUUCAUCGUGAAGCUGGCCUUUGAGUCUGACGGCAUCAUUGUGUCCAACGAUAACUACAGAGAUCUGGCGAAUGAGAAGCCAGAAUGGAAGAAGUUCAUAGAUGAACGGUUAUUAAUGUAUUCCUUUGUCAAUGACAAGUUCAUGCCCCCUGAUGACCCUCUUGGAAGACAUGGCCCAAGUCUGGAUAAUUUUCUGAGAAAGAAGCCCAUUGUUCCUGAGCACAAAAAGCAACCUUGUCCAUAUGGAAAGAAGUGCACCUACGGACACAAGUGCAAAUAUUACCACCCAGAAAGGGGCAGCCAGCCUCAGCGGUCAGUAGCUGAUGAACUUCGUGCCAUGUCUAGAAACACAGCAGCCAAAACUACAAAUGAAGGAGGACUGGUAAAAAGCAACAGCGUUCCUUGUAGCACUAAGGUUGAUAGCACUUCAGACGUUAAACGAGGCGCUCCAAAGAGGCAGUCAGACCCAAGCAUAAGGACUCACGUCUACCAAGACAUAGAGGAAAAGCUUCCCACCAAAAACAAAUUGGAAACCAGGUCUGUACCUUCCUUAGUUAGUAUACCGGCCACUCCUACUGCAAAACCCCAAAGCACUACAUCUUUAAGCAAUGGCCUUCCAUCUGGAGUUCAUUUUCCACCUCAGGAUCAAAGACCACAGGGACAGUACCCUCCAAUGAUGAUGGCAACCAAAAAUCAUGGAACGCCAAUGCCUUAUGAACAGUAUCCAAAAUGUGACUCUCCUGUUGACAUUGGAUAUUAUUCCAUGUUGAAUGCUUAUUCAAAUCUGAGUAUCUCAGGCCCCCGAAGUCCUGAAAGGCGUUUCUCAUUAGACACUGACUAUCGAGUGAAUUCUGUAGCUUCAGACUGCAGCAGUGAAGGGAGCAUGAGCUGUGGGAGCAGCGACUCCUAUGUGGGGUACAACGACCGGUCCUAUGUCAGCUCUCCUGACCCACAACUGGAAGAGAAUCUGAAGUGUCAACACAUGCACCCUCACAGCCGCCUUAAUUCCCAGCCCUUCCUGCAGAAUUUCCAUGACCCCUUAACCAGAGUGCAAAGUUACAGUCACGAAGAACCAAAGUUCCAUCCCAAGCCUCCCCUUCCACACUUGGCUAUGCAUCUGCAGCACCCUGCUGUGGGUGCCCGGUCCAGCUGUCCCGGUGAUUACCCCUCUCCACCAAGCUCCACACACUCGAAGGCGCCACACCUCGGAAGGUCCCUAGUGGCCACGAGAAUAGACAGCAUUUCUGAUUCUCGACUCUAUGAUAGUUCUCCUUCAAGACAAAGGAAGCCUUACUCACGCCAGGAAGGCCUAGGAAGCUGGGAUAGGCCAAGCUAUGGGAUGGAUGCCUACGGCUAUCGGCAGACUUACUCCUUACCCGAUAACUCCACACCCCCCUGUUACGAGUCAAUCACCUUCCAGAGCCUGCCUGAGCAGCCGGAGCCCACCUGGCGCAUCCCAUACUGUGGCAUGCCACAAGAUCCCCCGAGGUACCAGGACAACCGAGAGAAGAUUUUUAUCAAUCUGUGCAACAUCUUCCCCCCUGAACUUGUGAGGCUCGUCAUGAAAAGGAAUCCGCACAUGACGGAUGCUCAGCAGCUUGCCGCAGCCAUCCUCGUGGAGAAAUCCCAGCUGGGGUAUUGAACAGAUGAUGCAUCUUUGUGGUGUCGACUAGUUUUUUUGUUCAGCUCAGAUGCUGAGGGAGGUUUGCUACAAUAGCACAUGUGAUCUCCUUCUCAGCAAGGAGGUUAUAUAGUAUCCAUUUAUGUGAACUACUGUAUCAUGGAAUCUCUAUGGAACCCCAUUUGGUGGACACAUCACGGGAUUGCUUUACAUUCAGACUUUUUUUAAAAAAAAAAAAAUUCCUUUUUAAAGCUAUACACUUGGCUGGAAGUUUCUCCAGUUUGAUUUAAUAGAUGUAUCUGUGAUCUUUGAUAUUCCUCUUUGGUGCAUCAGGGGUUUAUAUGCAGCACUUUUUAAUCCUUGUUUCCUGUCUUAUUAACUUGGUGUUUGUCUGUCAACUGCAAGCAAUUGCAGUACCUUCCAGAUGUGGAGGUACUGGACUAGAUCUAGCCAACGAUUCCCUCAAGCCAAGCUUAACUAGAAUCCUUUACAGCUUUUUAAGUUAUUUUUAUUUGGGGAAAGUGGGCUUCUUUGUGCUAUAAUCAUUAUUUAUAGAAACAAAGAUAUACUACAGCACUGACUUUAUAUUUUAAAUGAAAUGUAAGUUACCAGUUAUAUUAAAAUGGGUAAUAGUACAUAUUAGAAAGAUUUCCAGUAUGGCACUUUUUAUUAUUUUAUUUUUGUUUGGAGGUUUCCUGUUAAGAAAAUUAGUUAAUUUUAAAUGGUCAGUUUAAAAGAAAGCAGAUGCAAUCAAUGGAAAAAUGUUUCCAUUUUCUUUUUUAUGAAUAAGGCAAAAGCCGUAACUAUUACAGGUUAAAGCUUUGUUUUCCAGUUGAAAUGUGCUUCUUGGCAGUAGAAAUGAGACUGAAGUCCUAGUUUUCCAUUCACGUAUGUUCUUAACGUCUGUCUGUCUAUGGGAGGCACGAUACUGGAUGAAUAACCCUUUCACAGUACUUGCCUGUUUUUAAUGAAUCUAAGUAUUCUCAAUGCAACUUUUAUAUUUAAUACACUCUAGCUUUCCUGCUCUUUAUCAAGGCUGGCCUGAGGUGGUCUGAUGUGUUGAGGAGAUGCAACAUUUAUUGAUACUGCACUAUAGAAAUGGCAAUGGGGAACUUGUAAAUGGUAACUUUGAAUUUUUGUAAUAUAUUGUAUAUUUUCCAUUUUCCUGAAGGUAGUUUUUUGGGGGCCUAUUAUAUUAUUGAGGCCACACUCUUGCCACAAAUAGUGUAGUUUUAGAUACAGACUAAGGUCUGUUCUAGUAUUAGUAAGGGAUAUUUCUGGUUGCAAAGUCACGGGGUUUGCUUACUGUAGUGACGUUUCUGAGGAUUGGAAGAUGGGUUCACGAUCAGAGCAGAUGGUGUUGCGCUGGACAGAAUUUGAGCCUGAGUCACUUAGUGUAAAGGACAAGUCCAGCUCUGUUCCUGUCAUCAGCCUGGGUGCUCUGGUCUGGAUGCUCCUGUAACCUAAGAGAAGCAAAGCCCUGAAAACCAGAAAGUACCUUUUACUGUUGAUACAAAUUGUAUCUUUUUAACAAUAAGAACUAUUUUGAUUUGUAGAUCUAGUUAAAAACACAAAUGUGUAACUAUAAUUAGACUUUUGGGCAACAUUUUAUCCCUUAUUUAAAUAUAAAAUUUUAAAGUAAAAUCGAAGUCUAGAAUAGGAUAGAAAAUAAAAGUAACAAUUAAGGUAAAUAAAGGUGUCUGUCUUAGUUUUAUAUAUUAAAAUAUAUUAAAUAAAUUUAUUGGCAUUUUCUUUCUCCUAAAAUUUACCUAGUGUGAACUUAACUUAAAAUAAAGAUAAAAUGCUGCCUGAAAAUAACGUCCAAGCAUCUUCGACUAGGAUAACAUUUUCACUACUUGUGUGACACUGUGUGUUGCAUGGAGUAGGAUUUGGGUACACAGUAAAUGCUUCUAAACGGCAUUGUGCAUAUUAGCAUAUCCAAUAAUCUGAACCAUGUUCAGCAAACUUAAUUCAGGAAAGUGCUGUUCUACAGUUACUGCUGUUGUGUUGGAGUGAGUGUGGCGCACAUCUUUCCCGAGAGUGAUGCAGACAGCGCCACCCCAGCCAUUCCGAGUGGCGUCUGUCUGAGAAUGGCGGCUGACUUGGGCGACUGUCCUUGAUUCUGUCAGUCAUUAGCUGAAGGACAGGUUGAAUUGUGGAGGCUAAGAGUGCCAAAAACAGGGUUGCAAAUGUGGGGUUCCUUUUACCCAGUCGUACUGUGAGCUAGAGUAGGAAGUCGCUUCAGAUGAACCUGUCACUUCUGCUUCAUGUUAGCACUGUGAUUAUUUGGAAAUGGGCAGACUUGACUAAAAUAAUGUGAGACUUUGGGUACAAAGGAUACAACUUUUGAAAUUUGGCCUUGUAAUGAUUUUAGCUGACUAGCUGCCCUCUUUUUCAUCUUUAAUAUAACCCCUGCCAGUGUCUGUCAAGGAGUGGGUAGCUCUAACCCACCCACACCUCCAUUUCUCAGUACCAUUAGCUGUGUGCUAAGGAAAAGUCUCCUUAGGACAAGAAGAGAGUCUUAAAUGAAACACCAACGUUGCUUGCAGAGUUGAACAUAUUUGGCAGACUUUAGCUACAUCAAAUUCUCAAGUAUCUCAAGUAAUAAGUAACAGGAGUCUGUUAUCAAGUUCAUAGCUGAUCAUAGACCUUAAUUUUAGCAAAAAUAUUUCUUCCCAAUUGCUAAUUCCUAUUUACCAGACUUUCUAAAGUAAAUAAAUAAACAACCUGGAAAUGGUGUGUUAAUAAGUAGUAAGAAAGUCAGAAUUGGUCAGCUGAUAAAAAGGACUCCGACUGGAAUAAUCUGCCCCUGAAUAAUAGACAGUGAUGAGCAGUUCGUUUGUCCCUGUGUCUUAGUCCAGAGGGAUUAGUACCUAACUGGCCAAAAUGGCCGUAGCACUUCCUCUGUUCUUGCAUGUAAUACAGACGUUUUCAGUCUUGUUAUCCUAAUGGGAAUAUGUCACUGACCUACACAGUGAAAGUCAUGGUCACCAGUAUAAAAUAUUUGACACUGGUGGAAACUUGAAUUUUGUGUUUUUAUGAAAAUACAUUUAUGAGACUAUGUAAUAUACCUAAAGAGGGUGUUUUAUAUAUACACAUGUUUGGGGGGUUGUUUAAUGGAUAGCAUUUUCCUGGUUGAACUAUGUUUCUUUGAGUUUUGUGACCAAGUCUAGGGUCUAUUUGAACAUAAGAUUCAGAACCACUAACAUGGAAAGAAACACUUGGUUGGUUUUAUUCUUGGUAUUUUAAAAAUUAUUUUGAUAAUUUUAAUAGAAUGUGUAAUUUUUAAAUACACAAAAAGUAGUAUUGAUUAUACAAAUGAUUAUUUAACGUGUCUUUUAUGGAUGUAUCUAUAUGUAUAUUGACAGUAAUAUAUUUAUAAAACAAAUAUACUUUAUGUUGUAUUUUUCAGUUUAUAAUAGACAUGGGGAUGACUCCGUGUGUGUGUGUGUGUGUAUCUGUGUAUGUAUGUAUGUGUGUACAUGUAUGUGUGUGUACAUGUUUACACACAUAUCAAUGUCUGGCUGGCUAUCUGCUGUCUGCCUUUCUGUGUGAAAGCUGAGCUCCUUCCCCUGACUUGCUGGUAUUUACUCUGAAGUGUAUUUGGUUUUUGUUCCUCCUUUCAAUAGCCUGUUUCCUUAGUCAGGAGAAAACAAGAGGGACAGUUUUUAUAGCUUCUCUGUUGCUGGGUGGCUCUUCCAGUUCAUUCAUCUCUAAUUCUUGGAGAAUGCCUGACAUCAAGCAAGAUUAUGGCUAGAGAUAAUGAUUAUGUUCCAAAUAUAUUACAAUUGAAAACUCCAGCUGUGGUGUUAAAAUUUCAGGAUACACACAAAUGAACAAACUAAAGCAUAGAAGAUUAGUCACAGACACAUCAGAAUGCAAGGAAGCCAGGUACCUGUGUGUGAAAGCAAAGGCCCUUGUGUUGUUCUAGACACCUAGGAAUUAAGCCCUAGGUGAUGUGCCAGCAACUCCUUCUGUGUAGGAUCUGCUCUCAGAGAACAAACAGUCUCUUAAAAACUGUUCACCCUUGCCUUUACAAUGUAAAAGCCACAGGCAACAUAGGGAGAAAAAUGUGACUUUUUUAAAUAAAAAUUUAUUUACAGAAACAAGCACCAGGUUAGUUUUACCUGUGGGCCAUUCCUGAGCCCUGACCUUGAGGGAGAAAGCCAGACAUCCUAUGCAGUAAGUUCUGGCAUAUGUUAAUAUAAUAAGUACUAGCUAUGUAUCUCAGAGGUCACCUAGUAGUCACUGUGUCCUUCAGAAGAUGAUGUAUGAUGGUCACUUAGCACACCCAUCAAAGAGAGAAGAGUAUGGAAUUUUUCCUUGAGCUUUGAGUACGUAUUUAUGAAUAAGAUUCCUUUAUCUUUUGUUUGUUAAUGGCCUCAUGAACCAAAAACAGUCUGUUUUUAAAACCUAGCCUACAAUUUAGCCACAAAUUUUUCAAAGAUUGUAUUUUUAGUUACAUUUUUCUGUUGAUUUUGUCUUCUGAUACUCAACAGACCUGUUCUCUUUUACAAGUGGUUUUAAAGACUGACAUACUGUACUUUCACAGUUUAGGAGUUUUCUGUAAUAUUUAAAGCAGAGUACUCUAACAGCUAUAAUGAGUGCAUUUGUUACAUUGUCACUCUUAAUUAGAAACAUGCAUGUCUUCUUUUUCUGUCCAAAUGCUCACCCUAGAGGUUUUAGACACUGUAGGGGCUGCCAUGGGAGUGGUGUUCUUAGGACCACCUGUGAGUCUGACUUGACUGGAGGUCAUACUGUCGAGCAUGCUCAUUCCCAGUGCUUCAUUCAUGGACACAGCAAUAACACUCUCUUCAUAGGAUUGUGAAGUAGCUAUGGAAACCACCACCUACUUAGGUAGUCACACUUCCUUUUAAACUUGGGUGCAGCUCUGGCUUUAACAGUGUUACUGUUUCUUCUGCAGUGCUCUCACCUUGCCUGUUGCUCCUGUGAGGACAACACCAUCAUAUUUAGACAUGGCUUUUUCCUGUGAUCCUCAGUCCUUCAGAUUUCAUCACAAUUUCAGGUUUUGACCAUUUGGCAGUUGAGAAUGUCUAUACAUGUUUUCACUCUUUGUAAACUUGUAAAGUUUCAUUUCAUAAACCAUGUACUGACUUUCUAUCCAGGUAUUUGAGGUCAACAACAGAUGUUUCCCAGCAAAGCUUUUACCACUUCUCUCUAAAGCAGCUGCUGUCUCGCAGGGAAAAGAAAUCCAGUGGUUGUUUUGUAAGUAUAUACACACAUAUUUGUCUAUGUGUGUGUGUGUAUAUAUAUAUAUAUAGAUAUAGAUAUUAGAUAGAUAGAUAUGUAUUUAGAUUUCCCCUAGGUUUUUUAAAUUAUUAAUUUUCUACCUUCUGUUAAAUACCCACGAAUGGUCAAAUACUACAGAUAUGGUAUACCCUCUCUGUCAGCCCUCCUUCCCCUCCCAACUAUAGUUGUAUGCUGGUAGAGAAUUUCUUUGUUGAUCCUUCAAGCUUUUCUUACAGGAAAAAUAAGGUAAAGAAUAUCUUUAGAGCACCCAUUUUAUAAAUGUAUUAUUCGGUUUAUCACUUUCUGUCCUGUGUGUUUCUGUAAUGGGGUUUUACAAUCUCCAAAGCAGUGGAAACAACUAUUCGAUUCUGCUAUAGAGGGGGAAAUACUAAAUACUCAUUUUUCCUGUGAUAGGUUGUUGUUUCAUGAAGAAAUUGAUCUCAUAUGACAGCAUAGAUGCUAAAUAAACAAAGCAUUUUCCUCCUCUGGUC
Molecule: messenger RNA, 8710 nt
Organism: Microtus oregoni (creeping vole)
Lineage: Eukaryota; Metazoa; Chordata; Mammalia; Rodentia; Cricetidae
Gene: Zc3h12c
Product: zinc finger CCCH-type containing 12C
Exons: 6
Coding region: 336-2990 (884 amino acids)
Cellular component (GO): nucleus; cytoplasmic ribonucleoprotein granule
Molecular function (GO): RNA endonuclease activity; metal ion binding; mRNA binding
Source: RefSeq, a predicted model, not a curated record